Bipolaris oryzae ATCC 44560 is the source of this 267-nucleotide messenger RNA. RefSeq lists its product as uncharacterized. Lineage: Eukaryota; Fungi; Ascomycota; Dothideomycetes; Pleosporales; Pleosporaceae. Bases 1 to 267 code for a protein of 88 amino acids. The record is from RefSeq and is a predicted model, not a curated record. The transcript has 2 exons.
AUGUACACAUGUGCCGUAGCAGCAGCCACCUUCUCCCUUGUGUUGCCCUCGGCUGGUGGGCAGGUGCAGCGCGAGGCGGUGGCGGCAGAGGCUGCCGUGUUUCUGCAAGCAGGGCGGAGGGCGGGCGUUCUGCGGGCCAGCAGGCCAGGGUCUGCGUGUCGAGAUCAGGGUCUUCUCCGCUCCUCCAUCCCUGUCCGCGCACCCCUGCUCGCCCGUUUCCGCUACGGCCCAAAGAGGCAAGGCGCGUGCGUCGACGUUCAACAGUGA